AUGGGAAAUGGGUUUAUCAGAGAAGUAACGAAGGAUGAUCCGCGAUUGCCGACUGUCCGAGGAAUCCUCCGGCGUGGAUUGACAGUGGAAGGAUUAAAGCAGUUUAUUGUUGCUCAGGGUGGCAGCCGUGCGAUUGUCAUGAUGGAAUGGGACAAAAUUUGGUCUUUUAAUAAAAAGGUGAUCGACCCGAUUGCGCCUCGUUACACAGCAGUAGCAUGUACUGAUGGUCCUGUUCGUGUUACAGUGGUGGAUGCUGUUCGCGAAGAAUCGAAAGAAGUACCUCUGCACCCGAAAAACGCAGAUGUUGGGAUGAAAACGAUUUGGUAUAGCAAAACGGUAGAAAUAGAAGAAAUGGAUGCGAAACAAAUGAAAAUGGGCGACACUGUGACUUUCAUCAAUUGGGGAAAUAUGAAAAUUUGUGAUAUUGUGAAGGAAGACAAUAAAAUUACCGAAAUAAAAGCAAGGCUGGACUUGGAAAAUAAGGAUUAUAAGAAGACAUUAAAAGUGACGUGGAUUGCUGAGACGAAACGCGGCCCGAAAAUUCCG
Molecule: messenger RNA, 546 nt
Organism: Gongylonema pulchrum
Lineage: Eukaryota; Metazoa; Nematoda; Chromadorea; Rhabditida; Gongylonematidae
Source: the annotation of a GenBank genome assembly